Molecule: messenger RNA, 447 nt
Organism: Odobenus rosmarus divergens (Pacific walrus)
Lineage: Eukaryota; Metazoa; Chordata; Mammalia; Carnivora; Odobenidae
Exons: 2
Coding region: 1-393 (130 amino acids)
Source: RefSeq, a predicted model, not a curated record
AUGUGUGCACUGCCUACCCGGCCUAGGACUCUGGCAUACAAACAAGAGUUGAGGGGGCCACCAAUCCCAAGUAGUCAACCUGGUGAAUCCGCUCACGGGGCCACUCCAACUAGGGCUUUCCUCCGGGGCGGAUUCCACUCUCUUGGGCUUCAAGGAUGCCUAGGACAUGACAGAGUGGAUGAGAAGAGAGAGGGACAGCCAGCCCCUGAGAACCACUUAUUUGCAAGAGGAAAAGAGCUGGAGAAGCGAGGGGAGAGAAACAUGGAAUUUCAGAACCGUCCUCAGGUCAGGUUGGAGUUGGUGCCCCUGACAGUAGUCACUGAGCUGCCACCUGAACCCCGAGGCAGCUUGCCCCUGUGCCGGACUGUGGUUAUUAGAAAGUUCUUAUGCUGAGCCCAAAUCUGCACCUGUCUCCAUGCAGGGCAGACACAAAUACCAGAGUCCCAG